This is a messenger RNA of Closterium sp. Naga37s-1, 4672 nucleotides long. The record is from the annotation of a GenBank genome assembly. Lineage: Eukaryota; Viridiplantae; Streptophyta; Zygnematophyceae; Desmidiales; Closteriaceae.
GGACUUGUCUUAUCUUCGUUUCAAGCAGCUCCCUUUCUGGCUCACAGCGCUUUCCAAGUUGCGAUACCUGGAUGUGACUCACGAGGCCAACCUGCGCACAGGGGCUGUGCCUCAGGACCUCUCGCUGCUCUCACAUCUCGAGUUCUUCAAGGCCAAUGGCAACGGGUUGGUGGGCUUCCUGCCUGAGUCGUGGGCGUCCCUCACCAACCUCACCACGCUGUCGCUCCAGUACAACCAGCUGGCGGGGUCCAUCCCUCGCCAGUUCUCCUCCCUCCGCUCGCUCAAGACCCUCAACCUCAACUUGAAUCAGCUCUCAGGGUCGCUGCCUGACGUCUUCAGCACCACCCUCGAGUCACUGCAGCUUAGGGGCAACAGGUUCCAGGGCAGCAUUCCCUCCUUCCUCGGCUCCCUCACUCUGCUCACCAACCUUGAGUUGAACAGCAACGCCUUCACAGGAGCCAUACCCGCCCACCUCACAGCACUCACUGGCCUCACUCAACUCUUCCUCAUGGGCAACUUCCUCUCUGCAGGCUUGGACGUGCCCAGCCAAAUGGACUGGCUCUACAUGCUGGACCUGACCAACAACAGCUUCUCUGGCUCUCUGCCCGCCUCCUUCUCCCGCCUCACCAGCCUCGAUGCCCUCAUCCUUGCGUAUAACAACUUUGGGGGAACUUUCCCAUCUGUCUUGCUGGCCCUCACCCAGCUGGGGCUCAUAGACCUCUCAUACAACAACUUUGAAGGACCCCUCCCAACCGAGCUCUCCUCCUUCAAAAACCUCAUGUACCUGUACAUUGAUCGCAACCACAUGGUGGGGGAGAUCCCUCCCGGCCUCUUCCUCUCACCCAACAUCAACGAGAUCUCCUUCGCAUACAACAAUCUGCAGGGCUCUCUCCCUCCCCACCUCAGCACAAGCACCUCUCUUGCCAUGCUCAAGCUGGAGGGCAACAGCCUGUCAGGGCCCCUUCCAGACUUCAACACCUGGCGCAACACCACGCUCAAUGCUCUGUACCUUGGUUUCAACAACCUCACGGGUCCCAUACCCGAUUCCAUCAGCGUUCUCUCCUCCCUCUACACCCUCACGCUGCAGGGCAACCAGCUGGCGGGCUCGCUCCCCUCAGGCCUCGCAGCACUCAAGAAGCUCAACGUGCUGUGGCUGGCAGACAAUUCUCUCUCGGGCCCACUCCCCGAGUUCCUGGGGGAACUGAAGGCCACCGUCCAGCUGCUGUUGGAUGGCAAUGCAUUGGAGGGGGAGCUGCCUGCAGGCAUCUGCAACCUCACGGCAUUAGAAGCCAUUGCCGUGCACAACAAUCGACUCUACGGCAGCUUCCCCACCUGCUUCUUCGACUUCCCUGCCCUUAACUACAUCGAUAUGAGCAACAACUCCUUCUACGGCCCAAUCAACCUCGAUUUCAUUGGCAUGAACCCCACACCCACGGACGGGGUCAGCACGCCAGCAGUCAUCAACCUCGCCCACAACUACUUUUACGGAGACCCCGUCGUGUACGCGGGGGGCUUUAAGGCGUGCCCCACCCCCCGCACCACCCGAAUCAACAUGUCAGAUUUGAACUCUCUGGGGGACAGCGCCGGGGGGAACAAGCGCGGGGACUCAAAUUCGCAGAGGGCGGAUCUGCAGUGUGUGCGGGCGUAUGCUGCUGUGCAGGCGAGCUAUAAGGGGAAUUGUCUGUCGGUGAACCGGCAGGUUAAGUGUGCUGUGACGGAGGUGCAGAGGGGUGCAGAGGAGUGCGCGGCGUUCUGCAGUGUGACGGACCUGGGCCCGUGCAAUGGGAGGGGGGCGUGUGUGCCGCCAGAGCAGGGGGAUUCUACUGGCGUGUUCAGGUGCUUGUGUGAGGCGCCAUACGUCACUGUCACCGUCUCUAAUGGCUCCACGUGCGCGCUCGCCACUGAGACCACCACGUCAUCGCUCUCCACAGCAGCCAUAGUCGGCAUCUCCCUCAGUUGCUUCGUGGGGCUCGCUCUGCUCGCAGCUGUGCUCUUCCUCCUUCUGCGCCCCAAACGGAGAAAGCACUGGGGAGACCUGGACGUGUGUCAGCAGUUUUCAAUCGCCACGAUGCGCAAGGCCACCAGCGACUGGGCAGAGGAGAAUGUGCUGGGCGAGGGGGGCUUCGCUGUUGUGUAUAAGGGCAUCAACCCCGCUAAUGGGCAGCCAUGGGCUGUCAAACGGAUCACUCUCAUGUCAAAUGACUUUGAAACGGAGGUGCGAGCCAUGGCCAGUCUGCAUCAUGCCAACCUGGUACGGCUGCUGGGGUUCUGUCACGACAUGGACAUGGAGAGCGGCCGGCAGGAGCAGAUCCUCGUGUAUGAGUUCGUACAGCAUGGCGACCUCUCCUUCCACCUCUUCAAGACUCAGAAGCCACUUUCCCUGCGGCAGCGGUUGAAGCUGGCGGUGGGGGCAGCGGAGGGGUUGGCAUAUCUGCACGGCUUUGAGAAUCCCAUCAUUCACCGCGACAUCAAGCCCGCCAACAUCCUCGUCGGGGACAACCUCACUGCCAAGGUGGCGGACUUUGGGCUGCUGAGGAAGCUAAAGUACGGGGAGGGCGAGGGGAGGGCGACCAAGGUGGCGGGCACGCCGGGGUACGUGGAUCCGGACUACAAUCGCACGGAGCUGGUUACCACCAAGAGCGACGUCUACAGCUUCGGGGUCGUGCUGCUCGAGCUGCUCAGCGGCCGCCGGGUCGCUGUGGACGGCGGCUCGCACAUCGGCAAAUGGGCGACCAAGUUGGUGCAGAGCUACACGCUCGACGAGCUCAAGGACCGUCGCAUGGACGCCUCAGAGAACGCCGUCGUGGAACUCGCAGAUCUGGCCCUUGAUUGCAUCAAGAUGCCCGGGAUCCGACGGCCGGAAAUGAAGGACGUGGUGAGGCGGCUCGACGCGAUGAUCCAGGUUCACACGGUGGAGGAGGAAGGCGAGAACGUGGUCGGGGAUCUCUUCUCAGCUUUCUCCGUUGGUUCGGCUGGGGAGGCUGGUUCGGCGGGCAUCGCUGGUUCGGCAGGCACGUUCGGUUCGGCAGGGACGUCUGGUUCGGCAGCCACGGGUGGUUCGAUGGGCACGUUUGGUUCGGCAGACAUGCCAGUGUCUGGGUCUACUGCUACAGGCGUGUCUAGCCACCAGAACGAGCGGUACAGUCAGAUGGCGGCGGAGAGGGAAGAUGAACGUAAACGGCAUUCCGUGUCGUCAAGUGCGGCAUCACAGAGCUACAUCAGCCGCACUCUCCCACUCGAGCUCUGUCCUCCUUAUGAAGCCGUCUCAGCAUUCCUUACUUGCAGUACCCUCGCCGUCUCGCCAAUGUCGCUGGUAACCCGCCAUCCGUUGCUGCAGGAAUGCGCGGAGGGGUCAGGUGCGCUCUUCAAUGCCACGUGGGAGCAGGGCGCGCUGACACGUGGCACAGUGAGAUGGACGCCUGCAAGCAACCGGUUCCUCCUGGCUCACUGCGUGCGAGGGCAGAUCACCAAUCGUCUGAUCUGCCUGCGCAACCACAUGCUGCUCGCAGGCCUGCUCAACCGCACCCUCAUAAUCCCUUUCCACCGCUCUGAAACCAUUCUCAACUACGACCUGCACUUAGUGCUCGACCUCGCCUACCUCAGGUCCUGCAUCGGCCCUACUGUCUUCACCACUGCCGAGUUCAGGAGAAAGUUCAGGCAGCCCGUUCAGGUGUCUCAGGUGGUGUGCUGGCACGGGCCGCCUGGGGCGUGUGCGGAUCAGAUUGAUAACAUUCUGCUGCACUGCCCUGGUCUUGACGAGAUGAGGAGAGUUGAUGGGAGCGGGAGCGGUGGGAGUGAUGACGCUUCUGCUGGUGAUGCUGCUGGUGAUGCUGGUGCUGCUGGUGAUGGUGAUGACGGUGACGGUGGUGGGAUGGCAGGGGAUGGUGGGAGUGGCAUGGUCACAGGCACGCCUGGGGCUGUGUUUGACACGGGGGUGCCUGUCUCCCACUCGCUCUUCCGCAGCCCCCUUGUGCAUCUUCCUCCCAACACCACCACCCACGCUGCCUGCCUGCCCAUGCUCGCCUCUCAACAGCAGGUACUGCGUGCCUGGGGCAGCAACCCUGCGCCCGUGCUUGUGGUGGGGGACCUCCUCAACCUGCACGUCUCCGCAGAGGGGGACGAAACUGUGGAAGAGGUAACGCCUGAGCAGUCAUCUGAAGAUGGAACGGAUGGAACGGCAACCAUCACCGCCACCGUCACCAGCGCACCACAGCCCUUUCUCGACCUGCCUUUCCACCGCUCAGCCGCCUGUCCCUCGCCCCUCCUCCUGCGCCCGCGCCCCGCGCUGCUGGAGAGCGCAGAGCUGCUGGUGGGGCGGCUGUUUGGAGGGCGGCCGUUCCUGGCGGUGCACUGGCGGCGGGGCGACUUCAAGCCGUGGUGCUUCUGGCGAGGACCCAAGCACGCGUGCUUUUACCCCGUGCACCAGGUGAGAGGCAGAGAUGAGGUUGCUUCUGUUGGUGUACUGUGUUGCGUUUCUAGAUGUCCCUCGUUUUUCCUGUUCAAAACUACUGUGCGAUCUCGUGGUAACAUCAUUCCUGGCGCUGGUGCUUCCCAGGUGGCGCACUGGCUUGUGAAGAGGGUACAGGAGAGCGCCAUUCAAGAUCUUUUCCUCGCCACCAACGCCAAGCUCAAGGAGGUGAGUGCUUGCUGCAUGGCACAGCCAAGAAGAUAA